CGGUCGGGUCAGGCCGGGGGCCACCAGUACCGCCGCGCGGGUCCCCACGGUGGUGUACGCCAUGCGCGCGCUGCUGCCUCUGCUGCUGCGCACGGGCCGGGGGUGGCGCGCGGAGCCCGCUGUCGCCGCCCGCCUGCCGGGGGGAGCGAGCGCAGGAAGCGGGGCGCGCCGGGCCAUGGCCCUGUACCGCACGGAGGAGCGCGGCCAGCCCAACUCUCCCGAGUACCGCCUCUUCUUCAAGAAUGUAGCUGGUCACUACAUGUCCCCCUUUCAUGAUAUUCCUCUGAUGGUGGACUCUAAAGAGGCAAAUGGCAUUCCCACAAAGAAGGCACGAAGUGAUGAAUAUGAGAAUUUGUUUCAUAUGGUUGUAGAAAUUCCUCGGUGGACAAACGCUAAAAUGGAGAUUGCCACCAAGGAGCCACUGAAUCCCAUUAAACAAGACUUAAAGCACGGCAAGCUGCGCUACACGGCGAACAUCUUCCCUCACAAGGGUUAUAUAUGGAAUUAUGGGGCUCUCCCUCAGACUUGGGAAGAUCCCCAUCAAAAAGAUAAGAACACAGACUGCUGUGGAGAUAAUGAUCCUAUUGAUGUUUGUGAAAUAGGCUCAAAGGUUCUUUCUCGUGGAGAUGUUAUUCAUGUGAAGAUUCUUGGAAUUUUGGCUCUUAUUGAUGAGGGUGAAACAGAUUGGAAAAUAAUUGCUAUCAAUGUAAAUGAUCCUGAAGCUGAAAAGUUUAAUGAUAUUGAUGAUGUUAAGAAGUUCAAACCAGGCUACCUAGAAGCUACUCUUAAUUGGCUCAGAUUUUAUAAGGUACCAGAAGGAAAAGCAGAAAACAAAUUUGCUUUUAAUGGAGAAUUCAAAAACAAGGCUUUUGCUCUUGAAGUUAUUAAACAUGCUCAUGAGUGUUGGAAAGCAUUGCUCAUGAAGAAGUGUGAUGGAGGGGCUAUAAAUUGCACAAAUGUGCAGGUAUGUGAUAGCCCUUUCCAGUGCACUCAAGAGGAAGCAAAAUCAUUAGUUGAAUCGGUCAUAACAUCUUCACUGAAUAAAGAAAGUAAUGUAGAAGAGCAUGUAUGGCACUUCCUUGGCAAGUGAUUGGAAUAUCUGAAGUUCUGCCAUCAAGAUUUCAACCUCUAAGGAACUUCAGGACUCCCUUUCUCUUAAGUGCUAGUGGCAGACAGGUGUGAGCAUUUGCUGACUUCCUGUUGAAAAGUCAUUGUUGUCAAACUUUUUGAAAUAUGCAAUGUAUAAAUAAAUACCAAAAUUUUUGAGUUUGUCUCGUUUGGACAUUUAUUGAUAUAAAAUGAAAAGAUUUGGUUUACAGUAGAAAUUUAGGACAUUGUUUUGAAGUAUUGAAGUUUUCUACCUGAAGUAACAUAAUGAUUUUAUUAGCUUUUAUGUCU
Messenger RNA from Castor canadensis (American beaver), 1398 nucleotides. It is a transcript of the gene Ppa2, whose product is annotated as inorganic pyrophosphatase 2. Lineage: Eukaryota; Metazoa; Chordata; Mammalia; Rodentia; Castoridae. Gene Ontology annotation, molecular function: magnesium ion binding; inorganic diphosphate phosphatase activity. The record is from RefSeq and is a predicted model, not a curated record. Gene Ontology annotation, cellular component: cytoplasm. Gene Ontology annotation, biological process: phosphate-containing compound metabolic process.